Otolemur garnettii (small-eared galago) is the source of this 2682-nucleotide messenger RNA. It is a transcript of the gene DSC1, whose product is annotated as desmocollin 1. NCBI's taxonomy places the organism in Eukaryota, Metazoa, Chordata, Mammalia, Primates, Galagidae. The record is from RefSeq and is a predicted model, not a curated record. Gene Ontology annotation, biological process: homophilic cell-cell adhesion. Gene Ontology annotation, cellular component: plasma membrane; desmosome. Bases 118 to 2682 code for a protein of 854 amino acids. The transcript has 15 exons. Gene Ontology annotation, molecular function: calcium ion binding.
UGCACCAAGCUGGCAGCAGACUUGCCUGCCCAAGUGCCAGCAUCUGCUCAGCUGCCCCCUGCGACCCAGGCUGCCCUAUUAUCUGGUCACCGUCCCUGGCCAUUGGGACUGCUUCUGAUGGCUGUGGCCUGCGCUGCCCCAGGGAGCAUCUUCUGUAAGCAGCUCCUUUUCUCUCUCCUGGUUCUGACACUAUUUUGCGAUGCUUGUCAGAAAAUUUCUCUUCAAGUUCCUUCUCAUCUUCAAGCUGAAACACUAGUAGGCAAAGUGAAUCUGGAGGAGUGUCUCAAGUCGGCCAGCCUAAUCCUGUCUGGUGACCCUGCCUUCACCAUUCGAGAAGAUGGCUCAAUUUACACAACACGUGACCUCAGCUUGCCUUCUGAAAGGAAGAGCUUUUUCAUUUUUCUCUCAGACAGUCAGAGACAAGAACAAAAACAGAUAGAAAUUGUACUGUCAGCAAGAGACAACAAGAUCCAAUCUGAUGCCGCACAGAACUACACCAUCUUUUACUCCAUAAGUGGACCUGGGGUGGACAAAGAGCCCUUCAAUUUGUUCUUCAUAGAGAAAGACACUGGGGAUAUCUAUUGUACCCGAAGCAUUGACCGUGAGCAAUAUGAUCAAUUUUUGCUGUAUGGCUAUGCAACAACAGCAGAUGGCUACGCCCCAGAGUAUCCACUCCCCUUGUUAAUGAGGAUCGAAGAUGAUAAUGACAAUACCCCCUAUUUCGAAUACCAGAAGACGGUCUUUAAUGUGCCUGAAAAUUGCCGAAGCGGAACUUCAGUAGGACAAGUGACUGCCAUAGACCUUGAUGAACCUGACACGCUGCAUACUCGUCUGAAAUAUAAAAUCUUACAGCAAAUCCCGGAUCAUCCAAAGCAUUUCUCCAUCCAUCCAGACACCGGCGUCAUCACCACAGCUACACCUUUCCUGGACAGAGAAAAAUGUGAUACUUAUGAGUUAAUAAUGGAAGUUCGAGACAUGGGAGGCCAACCUUUUGGUUUAUUUAGUACUGGAAGAGUUACUAUUUCACUUCUAGAUCAAAAUGACAAUGCACCAUAUUUCACAGAAACUUCUUAUGUUACAGAAGUAGAAGAAAACAGAAUUAACGUGGACAUUUUACGAAUGAAGGUUCACGAUGACGAUCUGCCAAACACCCCCCACUCAAAGGCUGUGUUCACGAUCCUGCAGGGCAAUGAACACGAAAACUUCAAAAUCAGCACAGAUCCAAAUACAAAUGAAGCAGUGUUGUGUGUUGUCAAGCCCCUGAACUAUGAAGCCACUCGCCAAGUGGUUUUGAAAAUUGGCGUACUUAAUGAAGCACAGUUUGCAAAAGCAGCAAAUUCACAAACUCCUGCGAUGUGUACAACAACUGUCACUGUGAAAAUUAAAGACAGAGAUGAGGGUCCUGAAUGCAAUCCAGCAGUAAAAGUCAUUCAGAGUACAGAUGGCGUCCCCGCUGGCCAGGAACUCCUAGGAUACAAAGCCCUGGACCCAGAAACACGCAGUGGGGAAGGCUUAAGGUAUAAGAAGUUAGGAGAUGAAGAUAACUGGUUUGAAAUUAAUGAACACACUGGCGACUUGACAACUCUAAAAAAACUAGACAGAGAAUCGAAAUUUGUAAAAAACAACCAAUACAAUGUUUCAGUCAUUGCAAUGGAUGCAGCUGGCCGAUCUUGCACUGGAACCUUAGUAGUUCAUUUGGAAGAUUAUAACGAUCACCCACCCCACAUUGAUAAAGAAGUGACCAUUUGUCAGCAAGAUAAGGAUUAUGCUGUUCUGCAACCUAUCGAUGAAGAUGGGCCUGAAAAUGGUCCACCUUUUCAAUUUCUUCUGGAUAAUGCUUCCAGCAGACUAUGGACUGUAGAAGCAAAGGAUGGUAAAACCGCCAUUCUUCGUCAACGGCAAAAUCUUGAUUAUGACUAUUACCCUGUGGUUAUGCAAAUAAAGGACAGACAUGGUUUAGCUGCAAAACAUGUGUUAACAGUGAAAGUAUGUGACUGCAUAGCUCCAUCUGACUGCAGAAUGACUGAAAAGAGUGUGAGAGACGUUCAGCCACCCAAAGUGAUUCUCGGAAAAUGGGCUAUUCUUGCCAUGGUGUUGGGUGCUGCCUUACUGUUAUGUGUUCUGUUUACGUGUUUCUGUGUGACCACUAAGAAAGUAGUGAAAAAAUGUUUUCCAGAAGAUGUAGCCCAGCAAAAUUUAAUUGUAUCAAAUACUGAAGGACCUGGAGAAGAAGUGAUGGAAGCAAAUAUUAGACUCCCUAUGCAGACCUCGAACAUUUGUGACACAAGCAUGUCUGUUGGUACUCUCGGUGGCCAGGGAAUCAAAACACAGCAAAGUUUUGAGAUGACCAAAGGAGGCUACACUUUGGAUUCCAACAAAGGAGGUGGACAUCAGACCCUGGAGUCCAUCAAGGGAGUAGGGCAGGAUCCUGGCAGAUACACAUACACGGACUGGCAGAGUUUCACUCAACCUCGGCUUGGUGAAAAGGUGUAUCUGUGUGGACAAGACGAGGAGCAUAAACAUUCUGAAGACUACGUUCGCGCGUACAACUAUGAAGGCAAAGGGUCUUUGGCCGGCUCAGUAGGCUGUUGCAGUGAUCGGCAGGAAGAAGAGGGCCUAGAGUUUCUAGAUCAUCUAGAACCCAAAUUUAGGACGUUGGCAAAGACAUGCGUAAAUAAAUAA